Selaginella moellendorffii is the source of this 1413-nucleotide messenger RNA. Its product is annotated as UDP-glucuronic acid decarboxylase 2. Bases 25 to 1266 code for a protein of 413 amino acids. Gene Ontology annotation, biological process: D-xylose metabolic process. Gene Ontology annotation, molecular function: NAD+ binding; UDP-glucuronate decarboxylase activity. The transcript is spliced from 7 exons. The record is from RefSeq and is a predicted model, not a curated record. Lineage: Eukaryota; Viridiplantae; Streptophyta; Lycopodiopsida; Selaginellales; Selaginellaceae. Gene Ontology annotation, cellular component: cytoplasm.
GCGGGAUUCCUGUGCGGUGUCGCGAUGGCGUCGUCCAGCUCGAAGAAGGAAGCGGCGGGGGCGAGGAUCGGCCGGCUGAGCUACUGGAUCCAGAGCCUCGCCUACGCGGCUCUCGGCGCCGCGUUUGCGACCUCCUUCUUCGUCUUCCUCUCGCCCGGGGGUAGGGAAUCGUCGCAAUUUUCCACGAUCCGCCACGGCAUUGUGGAUUCCUCGUUCCAUGAGGAUCAUCAGCAGCUGGAUCUGUGGAGCAAGCCAGCGGCCGCGGCUACCAGGAUCCCGCUGGGGCUCAAGAGCAAAUCCCUGCGGAUUGUGGUGACUGGGGGCGCGGGCUUCGUCGGCAGCCAUCUGGUGGACAAGCUCAUCGGCCGGGGCGACAGUGUGAUUGUGGUGGACAAUUUCUUCACAGGCAGGAAGGAGAAUGUGAUGCAUCACUUUGGGAAUCCCCGGUUUGAGCUCAUCCGGCACGAUGUUGUGGAGCCGCUGCUGCUGGAGGUGGAUCAGAUCUAUCACUUGGCCUGCCCUGCGUCGCCCGUCCACUACAAAUUCAACCCGGUCAAGACGAUCAAGACCAACGUGGUUGGAACACUCAACAUGCUCGGAUUGGCCAAGCGAAUCGGUGCUCGGUUUUUGCUGACCAGCACAAGCGAGGUUUAUGGAGAUCCGCUGGAGCAUCCUCAGAAGGAAGAUUACUGGGGAAACGUGAAUCCAAUCGGUGUGAGAAGUUGCUAUGACGAGGGUAAGAGGACCGCAGAGACACUCACAAUGGAUUAUCACAGAGGUGCAAAUGUGUCAGUGAGGAUCGCUCGUAUUUUCAACACAUAUGGUCCUAGAAUGUGCCUGGACGAUGGCCGAGUUGUCAGCAACUUCGUGGCCCAGGCCCUCCGUAAAGAGCCUUUGACAGUCUAUGGCGAUGGAAAACAAACUCGGAGCUUUCAGUUCGUCUCAGACUUGGUGGAAGGCCUGGUAAAACUUAUGGAAAGCGAUCACAUCGGGCCAUUCAACCUUGGGAAUCCCGGUGAAUUCACCAUGCUGGAACUUGCUCAAGUUGUCAAGGAGACAAUCGAUCCGGAGGCUAAAAUCGAGUUCCGGGACAACACAGCGGACGAUCCACACAUGCGCAAGCCGGAUAUCUCAAAAGCAAUCUCGAUGCUUGGCUGGGAGCCGAAAAUUCCUCUGAGGGAAGGACUGCCGCGAAUGGUUGACGACUUCAAGCAACGAAUCUUUGGCAAAGAUGGGACAAGCUCAAGCAGCGACGAGCAACAGUAAACUCCCUCUUUUAACUAUAGACGAGUAGGCGUUCCUCAAGAACAUAGCAAAGUAAGUUCUUUUUUGCCGGUGAAAUUCCAGCGUUCUUCCUUGAUCCGUUUCGAUCUUUCGCGAAAAGUUUCAAACGUUGAAAGCAUAUUCUUGGGA